AUUGAUUGAAUGAUCUAUUCAAUUAAUCAAUAUUUCAGCCUAACUAUUUCAGUAAUCUUCCCCUAAGGAUCAGGGAAAUACACAAAGUAUUAAGUACACACAUAAUAACAAGUAUUUAAGGUUGAGUAUCUGUUAAAGACACAAAUAUGAAAUAGGGUUAUCAAUAAAUAUCAAUAUCUGAAUCUAACAGCAGCAGGAUCGAGCAUCCAUCCAGACUUUGACACAUCUCCUCUGGUGCUCACGUUGUAAACAAACACCCUCCUCCUUUUGUCAUCCAUUCCCAUUGUCAGAGUCUGGAUAUGACCUUUUCUCUCCCCUCUCUGACUCUCACCGCUUGUAGCCUUUUCUUAUCCUCCCUUCUUUCUUUCAGUAUCGAAGACAAGCUGUUACUCUGUCCCUGCGGGCCACUCCCUCACUUGUCUGCUCCUCUUCCCUCCCCCCCUGCCUCCCUCUCUCCCCUGCUCUCAUUCGUCCUCCCUUUCCCCACCUGUUGAAGCAAUUGUUGCACAGACAUAUUGUUGUCUUCUCAUUUUUUUAUGUCACUCACGAGGGCUCACGCCCCUUUCCACGCUCUUUUUCCUCCCCCAUGUGCCACUCCCUCUCACUCUCUCCCCGAUGGGUAUAAAAGUCAGAGGCGAUGGUUAGGGAGGGGUAUUCAUCACAGCACCACAGGAAGGCAACACAUCUUCGACAAGGAAAAAGGGUUUCCCAGCUUGUUCACCUGAAGUAAACCAAGCUUCCUCGGGUGACAGAGGGACAAUAUUGCCGCUUCCUUCCUUUACCAAUUGGAGUAAACAAGUUCAUAUUUGACCCAGCAGUCUGUACAGAUGGACAGAGGCAUGUCUCUGUGGUGUGAGGAGGUGGAGAACGACAAGAGUCAGGACCACAGCCAGACUGAAGCACAAGCCCAGGGCGGAUACAUGGUGGGCUCCUCUCAGCUGCGAGCCGGCUGGGACCCCACUGUGUCCGGGCAUCGUGUGAUCCAGAGGUUGCUUCAGGUGGAGGAGAGGUACAUGCCCUCCAUACUUUACAUCACCCUCAUCCAGCGGGAGCCAGAGCGCAGGGAGGAGCUCGCCAAAUGGGCCCUGGAGGUGUGCUGUGAGGUUGGCUGUGAUGAGGCAGUGUUCCCUCUGUCUGUCUCUCUGAUGGACAGGUUCCUGUCGGCCUCUUUGUCUCUGCCUGUCUCGCCAUACUGCCUGGCUGCAGGCUGCAUCCUCAUCGCCUCCAAACUCUCAGAGUGUGAAAGCGUCACUGCUGAUACUCUCUGUGCCGCAGCUGAGUACAGCUUCGUGCCUUCAAACUUGCGGGAGAUGGAGCGUCUCAUCCUCGCCACCCUCCGAUGGGACACAGCAGCAGUGACUCCGCAGGACUUCUUCCCACAUUUCCUUGCCUCUGUGGAGGAGCGAAGAGAUGGAGACAGCGGUGACUCUGAGAAGGGGCUGCUGCUCUCCACCCUGCGGCGGCACAGUGACACGCUGGCCGCCAUGUGUGCGUGUGACUCCCGCUUCCUGGGAGCACCACCGUCCCUUGUUGCUGCAGCGACACUGAACUGUGCUCUGCGGGGCUUGGGCAACAAGAGCCCGGCUCAGCUGGCUGUCAUAUGUGCGGCACUAGCGGAGCUCUGCCAGGCUGACCUGGCAUUGCUACAGUGCUACAGUGACAUGAUCGAAUAUGGUCUCCGACAGCGGCUGAGGAGCGGGCUGCAGCAGGGCCCCAUGGAGAAGGAAGAGGAGGUGGAGAACGAAAGACCCGGGACCCCUACUGACCUGAGAGAGAUUGAUUUUUAAACACUGGAUCGACUUUUACAUUGAAAGUGUGAAUCGGUCAAAAACCUAUCAAAGUGUAUCAGUCAAACUGAUAUAUAUUGAACAUGACCUCGAAAUGCUCUGACCUGUUUUGAUAUUUUAAAAUUAUCUUUUGAGUGACUAUUAAUUUAUAAUUUAUUGUUUAACUUCACAUGUGCCAUAUUUUAUUAUCUAUUUCUAUUUGUAGGCAUAGAUGUUAUUUUGAUGCAUAAUAUUUAUAUAUUUUAUUUAUUAUUAAGUUAAAUUGUUGGCUCUUUUGAUGUUAAUUUAUUUCAAC
Molecule: messenger RNA, 2082 nt
Organism: Trematomus bernacchii (emerald rockcod)
Lineage: Eukaryota; Metazoa; Chordata; Actinopteri; Perciformes; Nototheniidae
Gene: ccndx
Product: cyclin Dx
Exons: 4
Coding region: 828-1787 (319 amino acids)
Biological process (GO): mitotic cell cycle phase transition; positive regulation of G1/S transition of mitotic cell cycle; regulation of cyclin-dependent protein serine/threonine kinase activity
Cellular component (GO): cyclin-dependent protein kinase holoenzyme complex; cytoplasm; nucleus
Molecular function (GO): cyclin-dependent protein serine/threonine kinase regulator activity
Source: RefSeq, a predicted model, not a curated record